AUGGUUUUUGGAGCAAUGGUCAACCGGGCCUUCGAGGUGCCGUGGGUCAGGAACAUGAUGAAGCCAGUUGCCAGCUGGUACGUUGGCGCCGCUGGAUACAGAAAGCUGGGUCUGAGAUUCGAUGACUUGAUCCCAGAAGAGAACGACACUGUUCAAUUGGCGUUGAAGAGACUUCCUCCCAAGGAAGCGUACGACCGCAUCUACCGCAUCCGCCGAGCUGUUCAGUGCUCCGUUGAACAUCAACUUCUGCCUGAAAAAGACCAGACCAAGCCAGAAGAGGAUGUCCGAUACCUCCUACCACUCAUCGAAGCCAUCCAGCGUGAACAAGCCGAGCGCGCUGAACUCGACGCCCUCGUCAUCAAGCGAUGA
Molecule: messenger RNA, 369 nt
Organism: Arthroderma uncinatum
Lineage: Eukaryota; Fungi; Ascomycota; Eurotiomycetes; Onygenales; Arthrodermataceae
Product: ubiquinol-cytochrome c reductase complex protein
Exons: 4
Coding region: 1-369 (122 amino acids)
Biological process (GO): mitochondrial electron transport, ubiquinol to cytochrome c
Source: RefSeq, a predicted model, not a curated record